AUGCUGCACCUUGUAGGCCUGGGCCUCGCCGAUGAGAAGGACAUUACUGUCCGCGGACUGGAGAUUGUGAAGAAGGCGGAGCGGGUCUAUCUGGAGGCCUAUACGGCCAUUCUGCUGGUGGACAAGGCGAAGCUUGAAGAGUUCUAUGGCCGUCCCGUCAUCGAAGCCGACCGCGAGCUCGUCGAGAGCGGCAGCGAUGACAUUCUCGCUGGCGCCGAUAAGGCGGACAUUGCUUUUCUCGUUGUUGGAGAUCCAUUCGGCGCAACAACCCACACCGACCUUGUUCUCCGCGCCCGCGAACUCGGCAUCCAGACAAACGUCGUCCCCAACGCCUCCAUCAUGUCCGGAAUCGGCUGCACCGGUCUGCAGCUCUACAACUUCGGUCAAACAGUCAGCAUGGUCUUCUUCACUGAGAACUGGAAGCCCUCGUCCUUCUAUGACAAGGUCCGCGAGAACGUCCAGAUCGGUCUGCACACGCUCGUCUUGCUCGAUAUCAAGGUGAAGGAACAAUCAAUGGAGAACCUGGCUCGCGGCCGCCGCAUCUUCGAGCCCCCGCGCUACAUGACCGUUGCGCAGUGUGCGUCGCAGCUUCUUGAGACCGAGGAGACGAGGCAGGAGGGUGUUUACAAGCCGGAUAGUCUUGCGGUUGGUGCGGCGCGCGUUGGUGCCCCCGAUCAGAAGCUUGUUGUUGGUACAUUGGAGGAAUUGAGUACAGUUGAGAUGGGCGCGCCGCUGCACAGUCUUGUUCUUCUGGGUCGGAGGACGCAUGAUCUUGAGCGGGAUUAUAUUCGGCAGUUUGCUGUUGAUGGGAAGACUUUUGAUGCUAGUUAUCAGAAGUACUAUGGGGCUUCUUCAUGA
Penicillium argentinense is the source of this 858-nucleotide messenger RNA. It is a transcript of the gene dph5, whose product is annotated as diphthine synthase. The transcript is spliced from 3 exons. Lineage: Eukaryota; Fungi; Ascomycota; Eurotiomycetes; Eurotiales; Aspergillaceae. The record is from RefSeq and is a predicted model, not a curated record. Gene Ontology annotation, molecular function: diphthine synthase activity. Bases 1 to 858 code for a protein of 285 amino acids. Gene Ontology annotation, biological process: protein histidyl modification to diphthamide.